GCGCCACAUGCCAACCUUCCCAACUUUGGCAACCCAACGGCCACCUAGCAGAUAGCACCGGCUACUCUACCAGCCUACCACUGCAACAGCCAAGCAGGCAGGCCGUACGCCCUGCCACUCCCCUUGGAGCAAUAGUAAAAGACUUACUGCUCUCGGUCGCGGUCUAGGAUGGACGUGUACAUCUCGGAGGAGUACGUGGCCCAGCGGCGCGCCGAGAGGAGGGCGGCGCGGAACGCCGCCGCGGCGGCGGCGGCACGUUGCGGCGAAGAGAAGGCGCGGGCGGACGGCGAGCAGAAGCGGUGGACGAAGGAGGAGCGAACGGUCGACGGCUAUGCCGGUGCGAAUAAUCCCGGCGGUGGCGCCGCCAGCUGGCUGGUCGGGGAGGACGCUGUUCUCAGCUACUUCUCGGCUUAGAGCCUUAGACUACGCCGCCAGCUGGCUGCAUGAGUGCUAGAGACAAUGCAAAUAGACGUGCCCAUGAACAGUUGCAUGGAUCGAAUUUGGUUUAGGAUUCGCAUGGAUCGUUGGAUCGUUUGGUUUAGGAUUGGCCGUGCUAGUGGGAUAUUUUCUUUGUAAUUAGUGCAGGCUGUUCGUAUGUGAUUUCGCACAAACUUCAGCAAAUCAGAUCAGGUCACCGUGUAGUGCACUAGUGCUCUUCACCAGGCUUUGAUGGCAGAUCCAUAGAAUGAGACUGGCAGAGGCCCAAAGAAUUCAGUAUA
Messenger RNA from Setaria italica (foxtail millet), 719 nucleotides. RefSeq lists its product as uncharacterized. Bases 169 to 414 code for a protein of 81 amino acids. NCBI's taxonomy places the organism in Eukaryota, Viridiplantae, Streptophyta, Magnoliopsida, Poales, Poaceae. The record is from RefSeq and is a predicted model, not a curated record. The transcript has a single exon.